AUGCUCGCCUCCCGACAGGUUCUGGGCAACCUUGCUCGGGGCCGCGGCCUUGGCUGCGCCGCCUCUGGCGUUCGCCGCCUGGCCACCGUCUCUAACUCCCCCCUCGACCGCAAGGUUCGUCAAAACAACUGGGAAGAUAGAAACUUCAUCAACUACAAGAAAAUGUCCGAGAACCUCGCCAUCGUUCGGAGCCGCCUCAACCGCCCCCUUACCUAUGCCGAGAAGAUCCUCUACUCCCACUUGGACGACCCUCAUGGCCAGGACAUUGAGCGCGGCAAGUCCUACCUGAAGCUGCGCCCAGACCGCGUUGCCUGCCAAGAUGCCACCGCUCAGAUGGCCAUUCUCCAGUUCAUGUCGGCCGGCAUGGACUCGGUUGCCAACCCCACCACCGUUCACUGUGACCACUUGAUCGAGGCUCAAGUCGGCGGCGCCAAGGACCUGGACCGCGCCAUCAGCAUCAACAAAGAGGUCUACGACUUUCUGUCCUCCGCCUGCGCCAAGUACAACAUUGGCUUCUGGCGCCCCGGCUCCGGCAUCAUCCACCAGAUCAUCCUUGAAAACUACGCGUUCCCUGGCGGCCUCUUGAUUGGUACCGACUCUCACACUCCCAACGGCGGUGGCCUGGGCAUGUGCGCCAUUGGCGUCGGUGGGGCUGAUGCUGUCGAUGUCAUGGCAAACUUGCCUUGGGAGCUUAAGGCACCCAACAUUAUCGGCGUCAAGCUCACUGGAACCAUGUCCGGUUGGACAUCUCCCAAAGACCUGAUUCUGCGUCUGGCCGGAAUUUUAACUGUGAAGGGCGGAACGGGCUCGAUCGUCGAGUAUCAUGGACCUGGCGUGGAUGGCAUCUCAGCAACUGGCAUGGCAACUUGCGCGAACAUGGGAGCAGAGAUCGGCGCGACGACCUCGGUUUUCCCCUUCAACGACCGCAUGUACGACUAUCUGGCAGCCACGAAGCGUAAGGACAUUGGUGACUUUGCUCGCCUCUAUGCCCGUGAGCUCCGGGAAGACGAAGGAGCGGAGUACGACCAGUUGAUCGAAAUUAACCUGUCUGAGCUCGAGCCUCACAUCAACGGCCCCUUCACUCCGGACCUCGCGACUCCAAUCUCCAAGUUCAGCCAGGCCGUGAAAGAAAACGGAUGGCCAGAUGAGCUCAAGGUUGGCCUCAUUGGUUCCUGCACCAACUCUUCGUACGAGGACAUGUCUCGCGCGGCCUCCAUCGCCCGCGAUGCCCUCAAUCACGGCGUCAAGGCCCAGACCACCUUUACCGUCACCCCUGGCUCCGAGCAAAUCCGCGCCACCAUUGAGCGCGACGGUCAGCUACAGACAUUUGAGGAGUUUGGCGGCAUUGUCCUUGCCAACGCCUGCGGUCCCUGCAUUGGUCAGUGGGAUCGCCGUGACGUGAAGAAGGGCGAGGCCAACUCGAUCGUCUCGUCGUACAACCGGAAUUUCACGGGCCGGAAUGACGGAAACCCCGCCACCCACGCCUUUGUCACCUCCCCCGACUUGGUCGUUGCUCUCACAGUUGCUGGCACCCUGCACUUCAACCCUCUCACCGACAAGCUCAAGGACAAGAAUGGAAACGAGUUCAUGCUUAAGCCGCCAACCGGCGAUGGUCUUCCCGCCAGGGGCUAUGACCCUGGCAACGACACGUACCAAGCCCCCCCCAAGGAGCGCGCCAGCGUCAGCGUUCAGGAUGCCAAAGACGUCCCAAUUCUGAUCAAGGCGCAUGGGAAGACCACGACGGACCACAUCUCCAUGGCCGGACCGUGGCUCAAAUACCGUGGCCAUCUUGACAACAUCUCCAACAACAUGCUGAUAGGCGCCAUCAACGAGGCCAAUGGCGAGGCCAAUAAGAUCAAGAACUCCACCACGGGCGAGUGGGAUGCCGUUCCUGCCGUCGCUCGUGACUACAAGAAGAAGGGAAUCAAGUGGGUGGUUGUCGGCGACUGGAACUACGGCGAGGGAAGCUCGCGAGAGCACGCGGCCCUCGAACCCCGGCACCUUGGCGGCCUAGCAAUCAUCACUCGGAGCUUUGCCCGCAUCCACGAGACCAACUUGAAGAAACAGGGCAUGCUACCCUUGACUUUCGCUGACCCUGCCGACUACGACAAGAUCAAGCCCGACGACAAGGUGGACAUUCUGUGCACCCAGCUCGCUGUGGGCAAGCCCAUCACAAUGGUCGUCCACCCCAAGGACGGCAAGCCUUAUGAGGUUCAGCUACAACACACAUUCAACGAGGCGCAGAUGGAGUGGUUCAAGAACGGAAGCGCGUUGAACACCAUGGCCAAGGCCGCGAAGCGAUGA
Molecule: messenger RNA, 2304 nt
Organism: Hirsutella rhossiliensis
Lineage: Eukaryota; Fungi; Ascomycota; Sordariomycetes; Hypocreales; Ophiocordycipitaceae
Product: aconitase family (aconitate hydratase) domain-containing protein
Exons: 6
Coding region: 1-2304 (767 amino acids)
Biological process (GO): tricarboxylic acid cycle
Cellular component (GO): cytosol; mitochondrion
Molecular function (GO): 4 iron, 4 sulfur cluster binding; aconitate hydratase activity
Source: RefSeq, a predicted model, not a curated record